Molecule: messenger RNA, 1898 nt
Organism: Astyanax mexicanus (Mexican tetra)
Lineage: Eukaryota; Metazoa; Chordata; Actinopteri; Characiformes; Acestrorhamphidae
Gene: smyd1a
Product: SET and MYND domain containing 1a
Exons: 10
Coding region: 87-1526 (479 amino acids)
Cellular component (GO): nucleus
Molecular function (GO): protein binding
Source: RefSeq, a predicted model, not a curated record
UGUAGGUAAGUUCUGAGGACAGUCAGUGUGUGCACUGUGUGUUAUUCCUCCCUCUGCAGCAGCGGCCGGUAGCCUGUGUCCAGAAGAUGACCCUGCAGAAGAAGGAUGCCGUGGAGGUGUUUGCGGCUGGAGAGAAGGGCCGUGGUCUCCGUACCACCAAGGAGAUGCAGCCUGGUGAAGUGGUUUUUGCGGAGGCCAGCUUUGCUGCUGUGGUCUUUGACAGUCUGUCCAUGCAGGUGUGUCACAACUGCUUCCGCAGACAGGCCUACCCACACCGCUGCGCACAGUGCAAGUUUGCCUACUACUGCGACCGCACGUGCCAGCAUGCUGCCUGGGAGGAGCACAAGCAGGAGUGCGCCGCCAUCAGACAGCAAGGCAAAGCGCCCAAUGAGAGCGUGCGUCUGGCAGCUCGCACUCUGUGGCGCAUGCAGAGGCACACAAGCAAGGUCUCUGAUGGUCAGCUGACCACCCUGGAUUUCUUGGAAGACCACAUCUCCAAAAUGUCUCCGGAGGACCUCAAAGUGCUCAAUGGGAAUGUCCAGAAGUUCAAGGAGUACUGGCCAAGCAAAAGCAAGCAGUUUGGAGUUGACUACCUCCAACAUAUCUUUGGUGUGAUCAACUGCAAUGCCUACACUAUGAGUGACCAGAAGGGGCUUCAGGCGGUGGGAGUAGGCCUCUUCCCAAACCUUUGCCUGGUCAACCACGACUGCAGGCCAAAUUGUACAGUUAUUCUCAACCAUGGCAAUCAGACAUUUCUGGAUGCAUCUUUUCACUCUCAGAGGAGGAUUGAGCUGCGUGCCCUGGGAAAUAUCUCAGAGGGUGAGGAGUUGACAGUCAGCUAUGUGGACUUCCUGAACGUGUCCAAGGAUCGGCAGCAGCAGCUCAAGCGGCAGUACUACUUCGACUGCAAUUGCGAAUACUGCGCUGGAGGCGUCAAGGACGACCUAAUGGCGGCCGUCAAAGAGAAGGACGGCAAAAAGCCCUCUGCUGAGCAGGUGAAGGAGGUGACGGAGUUUACCACUCAGGCACUGGCCCAGAUUGAGCAAGCCCGCACUGAAGGCAACUUUCAAGAGGUGGUUAAAUUAUGCCGCGAGUGUUUGGAGAAGCAGCAGCCAGUCCUGGCAGACACUCACCUCAGCCUGCUGCGUGUGCUCAGGAUUGCCAGUGAGGUGCUCUCCUACCUGCAGAUGUUCCAGGAUGCUGCAAACUACGCCAGCAGACUGGUGGAAGGAUAUGCGAAGCUCUACCAACCAAACAGUGCUCAGCUGGGCAUGGCCACCAUGAGGGCAGGGGUGAUUCACUGGCACGCUGGGAACAUUGAACUUGGCCAUGGAAUGAUCUGCCAAGCUUUCGCAAUCCUCAUGAUUACCCACGGCCCCCAUCACCCAAUAACAAAGGACCUAGAGUCCAUGCGCACGCAGACGGAGAUGGAGCUGCGCAUGUUCAAGCAGAACAAGGCCAUGUACCACAGCAUGCGCGAGGCGGCCCUCAACAGCAAGCCCACAGGAGCAGGAAAAGUCCAUUAACCAAUCAAAGAGCUGUUUUUCAGAGCAAACAGACCUUUGAGAGCUUGCACACAGUUCUGAUUAACCACAGCUUACUGUGCAGGUUAUACUGAUCUCAUAUCUUCUACAGUGUGCCUUAUUCUAGCAUUAUUUUACAAUGUUGCACUUGUGUGUGCAUGCAGUAAAAUUUCCAACACAGUACUGAAAAAAGCCGUAAAGCAAUGAAUAAUAAUGAGGUGUACUAAAGUUGUUAAUCUUGGGAUUGCAGAAGCCUAUUGUUGAAUAGCUGGAAAUGGCCCUAAAUGGAUUAGGAUUUGGACUGUUUUGUGUAAAUAAACCUUGCAGUACACGGAAAUCAUUAAAUAUAUGUUUAAUGAAGGUGCUUCCGGUUCA